Molecule: messenger RNA, 2147 nt
Organism: Lineus longissimus
Lineage: Eukaryota; Metazoa; Nemertea; Pilidiophora; Heteronemertea; Lineidae
Product: alkaline phosphatase-like
Exons: 9
Coding region: 71-1666 (531 amino acids)
Biological process (GO): dephosphorylation
Molecular function (GO): alkaline phosphatase activity
Source: RefSeq, a predicted model, not a curated record
AUGACAAUCAGCUAUUCCAUUCAUCACGACAGUGUUUCGAGUUCUCAUUUCUUGAGAACACUUUUGGAGAAUGGAUUACAAAGCUGCUUUAUUUUAUUUCAUUUUAUCGGCAGUAACAUCAGGAGGGAACGGAGCGCCAAAAUCACGAAAACUGGAACUUCGUGAUGUAUGGAACAAGCGGGCAUCAGAAGAACUGAAUAAACGACUAAACUUACAACAAAAUAACAAUGUUGCCAAAAACAUCGUGAUGUUCAUGGGGGACGGUAUGGGUAUUCCCACGGUCACGGGGGCCAGGAUUUACAAGGGGCAAAUGGCUGGAAACUCGGGAGAGGAGACCGUACUCAGUUUUGAGGAGUUUCCUUAUGUUGGCCUGGCGAAGACUUACAACACAGAUCGUCAAGUACCCGACUCUGCCGCAACAGCCACGGCCAUAUUUACCGGCGUCAAAACGAGGUUCGGGCUUGUUGGUGUCGAUGACAGGGUAAUCAGGGGUGACUGCGACUCCUACCGGCCAGAAAUGGAUUUAAAAACAAUUUUCUUUAUCGCAAAAGAGGCAGGCAAGUCAGUUGCACUGGUGACCACGUCGCGCCUAACCCAUGCAACCCCUUCCGCAGCGUAUGCGCACAGCCCAGAGCGCUGGUGGGAGAAGGACGACAAAGUGCCGAAGGCAUGCAGAGGAAGGGUAGCUGAUGUUGCUAGUCAGUUUGUAACCAAUGCAAAGGAUUUCGACGUGGUUUUUGCAGGUGGCAGAAAGUAUUUCAUUCCAAACUCCGAAUCGGACCCAGAGUAUCCAGAAAAGAUUGGUGGCCGGACUGAUGGACGGAAUCUAAUCAAAGAAUGGGAGGCAGACAAAGCGGGGAGGAAUCUCACUUAUAAAUACGUUUGGAGGAAGAAAGAAUUCGAUCAACUUGAGGCUGGAAAUUAUGAUCGCGUGUUAGGCUUGUUUGACGAAGAUGCCAUGCAGUUCGAGGCAUACCGGAAUAACGAUGGCGCCGGUGAGCCGAGUUUACACGAAAUGACGGAAAUGGCCAUUAAACUGCUGAAGAGGAAUAAGAAUGGAUUCUUUCUCUUUGUAGAAAGUGCGCUCAUUGACUUGGCACACCAUAAAAAACACGCGAAGCUAGCCUUCCACGAGACGGUCGAAAUGGACCGGGCGAUAUCAGCAGCAUCCAGGAUGACCGAUGAGAAGGAUACGUUAACUGUGGUCACGGCCGAUCAUAGUCACGUCAUGACCAUAUCAGGGUAUCCUUUCAGGGGCAACUCCAUUUUAGGUAUCUCAGGGCCGGCCAAGGCGGGGGACGGCAAGCACUACACGACACUCUUCUACGCCAAUGGAGACAGCAAUAAUCACCACAGGAAGGAUCCAAUGCACGAUAACACGGAGGCAUUUUCGUACUCUUUCCAAUCAGGGAUUCCACGUAGCGGAGAGACCCAUGGUGGGGAGGAUGUAUCCGUCCAUGCCAGAGGUCCGUGCUCUCACCUCCUCUCUGGGGUGUAUGAGCAGAAUUAUAUACAACACGCCAUAAUAUAUGCAGCGGGAUUAGGAAGAACUACGUAUAUAAAAACAGUUGAGGCUGCCUCCUCCGUCUCCGCUGCCGCUGACUUUAUUAUUGUCCACAGCGGAUUAUUACUGAUAAGCCAUUUAAUGGCGAAGAUAUUAUUUUGAAAUGUCUUGGAAGAAAUACGGGUCAAGGAAAGGUCUGAUGACCUUACCAUGGAUGGGAUCUGUGUGGGCCAGUCCGCCAUUGUGGAUGGAAGAAUACUCAAAGAAGCCGAGCGCAAAAAGCGGUGCAUCCUUGCAUUCUAAGCAUCGUAUCAAUUCUUGGAAGGAUGACGAAAUUCAACAGAAUGGUGUUUCAGAGGCACUUACCUCAAAUACCAAUAGUUUACAGGGACUAUCUAGCCCAAUACUUGCAGUCGGUUCCAAUUGAUGUCACGUAGUUGCAACCAUAGGGCCGCACAAAGAACGGCCAUUUUGAAGCAGUGUACUGGUGGUUCGUCCGAGUUUCAGUGACUGAGACGAAAUAGGAUGCACACUGAUUGGCUGAGAGAACAUUAAAAUGCUGGUAUCAUUUUUGUAAGGUUUGCUGCAGGUAACAUAUCAGUUGACCACGAUGUGGCAUGAUUGUAUUCCAAUAUCAAAAAUA